AUGGAGCCGACUAGCAUUGCGCAUCGAUAUGUUUAUACAAGAGAGCAACUUAUUGAAAUCCGACUUGCAUUUAUUUCUAGUGGUGGGCCUAGCCGAUACCCUAUUGCGGAUUCUGUCAUAUCCCUGGAUCCCGAGAAACGAGUACUCCAACGCAAGAGUAAGCCGAUAGUUGACACCGCCGUACUCCAAGCCAAAUCAUCGAAAAAUACGGAAUCGUUUUAUUCUGGGGGUGUGGAGAUUGUGACAUGUCAUGGUAGCGACAUGACACAGUAUUCUACAGGUUGGCGAAGGACUCGUCGUACUUCAGGCAGUGUGUCGCAGUCACCUCUAGACGCUCCCACCUCUCAGCGCCACAAUUCUGGUAGUUCGGGCGGGGAGGAGGGCUGCGGUGGCGGCAAUGGUAGCGGGGGCAACGGUGGUGGGACCGUACGCCGCGAGUUCGACUGGUCCCUCGGUUGCGGCAAGUGGCGCCAUCGCUCCACCAGUGGCUCCGAACGUGGUGCUCAUAAGACCGUUUUCUAUGCCAGUGGUGGACGUGGUCGAGGGCGUGGCGGCAAUGGGAGUGGUGGUAGUGAGGCAACUGAAUUCCACCGCGAACAAGGUGGUGGGGUGUUCAUGGGUUCGCCGGGGACUCGCGGACGCGGUUUCAUGCGUCGGCCCUUCCAACACGGCGGUCAGUCUACUCGUGGUGGCAGGGGUGGUGGUGGUUUCAAGCCCUUCAACAACCACGGGACGGACCACGGGCCGACGGAGGAGGACUUUGAACCCCACGAUGAGUACUACAAGCAUGAACAUCCUCACCACCACCCUUACCUUUCACAUCAUUACACGUCACACCAAUUCCACAAAGAUGUCGGAUUGGACGACGUGUCUCAGGGUGGCGAGGGACGGUGGAAUCAUCAAACCUCCACGGCUGCUGCUCAACUGCCUCAAAUGUCAUCGUCGCAAUCUACUGAGCAACACGGAGGAGGUACGCCACAGCCCCCACCAUCACCCUCCAGCCUUCCUCAGACUUGUCAGGCGGCGGUUGCACCGACAAUGUCGGAGUCAGUGGCGACGGCGCUGGGUGCGGAUCUGGUCACCAAACCCAUUAAAGAGGGCUUCUCUUUCAUGCCCAACUUCCCUUCCCGUCCAUUGGUCGAAUCACGAGUACAGGCUACGCCACCACCACCGCCUCCACUUCCUUCGAUUCCACUGCAGUCCUCACAAUCGAGCUCUACACUGUGGUACUAUCGAGACCCCAGUGGGCUUGUUCGAGGUCCAUACGAUGAUGCUACCAUGGCGGCGUGGUUCUCUGCUGGCUACUUCCCUAUCCAAAUUGAAGUGCGACGCGAAUGUGAUAAGGUCUUCUCGCGUAUCACGGACUACAUAGCCAUGCUGGGUCGAUUCCCCUUCGUCGGUUCAAGUGACUUGCCGCCCAUACUGGAGCAUCGUGCAGCGAUGCUGGCAUCGACAGGGUCAGCUGCGGUGGCACCACCACCACUACCAUCCAUUGCUGGCAUGGUUCCACAGGCACCACCCUUACUGCCUCAACAAAUGAACCUGUUACAAACUCCAUUAUUCCAGUCAUCGGUAGCUCUGCCGUCUACUGCUGCUAGUGCAUCGAUGCCACAGCCACCACAAAUUUCUGCUGCAGUCGUUGGUGGACAGUCACCAUUGGUCAACCCAAAUCAGGAGGUAAGCGGCCAAGUGAGUCAAGGUGCUGAAUCAUCCUUCAUUCACUACGGCGAUACACGCUCUACGUUACAGGCCUCCAAGAGCAUUUUCGAUCUGAACUCCCUCACCAAAGCGACGCUGUCAGAGAUGGUGAGACUGCAAAGGGACGCCCAACGUCUCUGCGAGCGCGUCUCCGCCCUGGGCAUGGAUCAGAACCUUCUUGCCAAGUCCUUCGCUGCACUCAGUCUCGGGGCUGUCGAAAACACCGCAUCUGCGUCGACGCCGCCUAACAUCAUAGAUUUGCAGCAACUUGAGGCGGCUAUCCACAGGCAGCAGCAGGAGGAAAAUGAGCAACUGAAGCAACUGCAACAACAACAGGCAGCCAUUGAGAGCGUUUCACCUCCACCAUCGUCUCCUGUUAAGGAAAAAGAGAAUAUUAAGGUUGAGGAUGAUACGGGAAAACUCGCGAAGGUGGAACCUACGCCAGAAAAGAAGCAAGCAGCACGAAAGGAUAAGACCGUGAAGGUAGACCAGCCUCCGAAAACACCGCCCAAAACGGAGCUACCGACUCCGAUGGCGACGAUAGCGAAGAAAAAGAAAAAGAAGUCUAAGGCUGCGGCGGUGGGAGUGGAUGCGGAGAAAGUGGUGGAGGAGAAGGAGACGGUGACGAUAGUUGCUGGGGCAUCUCUUGAACGCGAUAGCGACUGGAUUGUCGUGCCGUCGACUGGAGCUACAUCCCAUACACCAGCCCCUGCUUCUUCUACUUCCUCUCAACAGGAACAGGACCAGCAGCAGCAGCCGAAGAAGUCGAAGAAAAAGCGAAAGCCGAAACCGACAGCAAGUGAGCUACAACAACAGGCCUGGGAACAGGAGGAGCAACGACGACGCCGGAUGAACGCAGAGCGAAUCGCUCAAGCCGAGGCAGAGGCGGCUGCAGCCGCAGCAGCGGAGGUGGCGGAGGCUGCCGCCGCUUCCGUUAAGAUAUCGGCAGCAGCGCGUCGUCAGCAGGAGGAGGCGCAGCGACUACUGCAGCAGCGCAAAGCCCGUGAGGCUGCUAUGCGGGAGGCUGCUGCCAACCUAGCUCACCUUAAAUUACCCGCUGCUGCUCGUUGGGGUGCCGCUUCUUCUAGCAAUGGAGGUGGUGGUGCCCCUACUUCGAUGGCAGACAUCUUUGCAUCGCAGAUGCAGGAAGAAGAGUUUGCGCGGGCCAAGCCUGCUCCUCCUGCAACCUUCGCCUCGAAGUUGGCCGGUGGCUUGUGCGGCUCCGCGUCUUCGACCGCACCCACGCCAGUGGCAACCAAAUCAAAGGUGUUUGUACCAGUUGAAGUACCACAGAAAGCACUUACGCAGUCAAAACAGGUUGCUUCUACACCAAAGAUGGCUGCUACGAUGAGCAAGACGAACGUUAUCUCAAUUUGGGAUCUACCCACCGAUUCUAAUGCUAUCAAAGCGGCCAACUCAAAAAAGACCAAGAAAAAGAAGGCGAACGCGAGCACCCAUUUGCUCACGGGACCCAUCAUCUCGUUGGCACCGAAGGCACGCGCGGAACUGGUGCGGUGGUGUGAGGGCCAACUCUCCGGUUUUCCCCGGCACAAUGUCGACAUUCCAACUCUCAUCUCCCUCCUCUGUGAUAUCGAGGAGGCCGAAGAUGUUCUUGAGUGCAUCGAAUCAUCUUUCGGCAAGUCGCAACGCGUGUCCAAGUUUUCCAAGGCCUUCGUCGAGAAACGCGCUAACCUCAUGGAGCAGCAAUUCAUGGAUCCAAUCGAUGCUUCUGAGUCGACAGGGGAGCAAACAAGCCCUGAUACGUUCCAGACAGAGGGGAACAAUGAGGAUAAUACUUUUGACAUAGAUUGGAGCGGUGAAGUUUCCAAAUGGUGUGAGGGGCAAAUCCUUCGUGAAUCCACGGAAUCUUUGACGAGGUUGCUUCUUGAACAAGUAAAGGAGCAGCAUUUACAGAUAGCAGAAAUGCGAGCCAAUGAAGCUCGUCAUCAAUCAAGCAUCGAAGAUAUUAGGAGGAGUUAUGACAAGGAGCUUCUCCGUCUACAGACUCUCCUUACAAAACACCAGACUCGUUCGGGCAUCAGUCUUAAUGGCUCGUCGAAAGAAGUAAAAGACGUAGGAGCAGAAGAACACGCUAGUGAGGACCCAAAGAGCACAUCUAGGGAGACGGAACUUGAAACGGAAAUUGAUCUACAAAAUCACUUGAUCGAAGGCUUUCAAAGGGAGAAUGAGGCCCUAAUGAAGGAAAACAAAGAACUAAAACAGAAACUGGCCUCCACACUCAUUCCCUCGGAGGAUGCAAAUGCUAUUGCAGAGAGGCUAGUGCACGAGAACGCCCGUUUGCAAAUCGGCUUUCAACAAGUCAAGGAUGAACUGAACGCACUGAAGUCCACCCACGAGUCGGCUCCUAAGAACGAAAAGAAAGAAAAUAGCACCCAUAACAUACAGGAGGAACUGGAACAAUCUCUGAAAAGACUUGAGGAAGAGAGAGAUCUGAAUCGUGGGCUUCAAGACUUCCUGCACAAUCUGGAAGCUGAGCUCAAACAAACCAAAGAGGAACAAUCCCGCUUACAAAGUCUCCUCUCCACUUCCGAUUCAAAGCGGAUGAAGGAGGUGAAAGAUCGUCAAAACCGCAUCGUAACCUUAAAUGCGGAACUGAAAAGGGUGCGCCAGGACUAUAUUACGGCAAUGCAACGAGUGCAGGAGAAGAUGCGAUGGCAAACCAACACCCAGUCCAUCUCUCGCCGACACAAGCUUGAAAUAAUGAAAUUGAAAAUGGAGCUGGAGAAGAAACAAUGUAUGAGGUCCUCGAAAAGUAAAGUGGAGAAUCCUUUCCUAACAACGGUAACAAUGGAUACUCAAACAGAUCACAUUCAAGUAUCUACGGCUGAGACACAAACGGCAGUAACUCCAAAAGACGUCCCAGAUGUGGCCACUCCUGCCGGUGGGGGCACCGAGCAUGACUUUGCACACGGAGAUGGUGACACACGAUAUUCAGCCCUCGUGGAAGAACUCCAGGAAGAAUUAAGAGCGUCACACCAGCGUAGUAAACGAUUAGAGGCACAAUUAAAUACCUUAAGUCGAGUCCACAUGGCUGUGAUCACAGGACGAUCUCCUAAGGAGGCCUUAAAUUGGGAUUCUGGUGUGAAAAUGGGAAAGCUGAAUUUUGAGGGACAUCUCAACAACGAACGUCCAGUCAACAGCAAGGACGAGUGCUCUGCUUCCUAUUGGCGCUCUAUUGCUGAAAAACGCACCCACGAUGUUGCCCUCUUGAGCAGGGAGAUGGACAAACUCACCAACUUACUGACGGAAAUUAGCACGCGAAAAUCGCUUACAGCAGGCUUGUCUACGCAAUCCGCUAAGGGAACUGUUUAG
This is a messenger RNA of Echinococcus granulosus, 5031 nucleotides long. RefSeq names its product PERQ amino acid-rich with GYF domain-containing protein 2. NCBI's taxonomy places the organism in Eukaryota, Metazoa, Platyhelminthes, Cestoda, Cyclophyllidea, Taeniidae. The transcript is spliced from 25 exons. Bases 1 to 5031 code for a protein of 1676 amino acids. Gene Ontology annotation, molecular function: protein binding. The record is from RefSeq and is a predicted model, not a curated record.